AGACUCGGGAAGGAGAAUUUGCGGAAUAGCGAGGAGAGGGGAACAAUCCCGGCGUCCCGGACGGCUGUCAACCAGCGUCGGCGUGCUCUACUACUCAGUCGCGUUUCGGCAUCUCUGUGACACGUAUUUACUGUAUCAUAAAUAUAUUGUAAAAAGCACAUUUAAUAGUUAAGUAAUAUCGAUUUUUGUAAAAUAUUUUCUCAGAUGAAGAGUUAAUCAACUAAGUAGUGACAGUUAUAAAAAGACAACAGACAAGUUUCAGUGUGACAAUACGUCAAAUGCAGCGUCAUUGGAAGCAAACGGGUACGACGCCGACGUCAAUGUCCCGCGUACCAACGAUAUCGUGUGAUAAUAAUUUAAAAUUUCAGAAUUUUGAGACUUCUCAGUGUACAAAAAUUAGUUGUCGAUCGUCUGGUGCUUGAAAAAUAGACUAAAAAUCGAAAAAAGAUUGAUUUAAGCAACGUUUUUGUACUACGGAACUCAAUUAAUUUUGGACCAACAGUCAUUUGACAGAAGUCAAUGCACGUGAGGCUUGCCGCCACGCGCUCUUUGGUUUAUUGUGGGCAGAUUAGUGGAAAUAAAGAAUUUCAUAAUUUAUGAAAACGAUUAAAUGUAUCGUCCUUGAAUAUUGAAUUUAUUUUAACGAAUUCUUUGAGAGAAUUUGAGCUUGUGAAAUAAUCUACCUGACAAACGAGGGUCGCAAUUUCGAAAAUUCGUGGGUCUCGCCUAACAAAGACAACGACGAUGUUGCCGCCAGCAGCUCUACACAUGGAGCAAAGAAUUAAUGCUGAUAGAGCAGGUAUGCAGCAACAUCACCCUCACCAUCAUCAUUCGCAUCAUUUGGAUCGACGUUCACAAUCCGUCAAUGCCGGUAGAGACUCUAGAUAUUCGCAUAGACCUGUCUUGUCGGCAGCUAGAGAACGUUUUCCGUGCACAAGUAGCACUGAUGAUGACCAAAGUGGAUCGGAUGCUGAGCAUGAAAAUUCUGAAAUUCGUAGUAAAAAUCAUACUAGUAUUUUACACCAUUCAGGAACACAUUCAGUUCGUAAACGCCGAGGUAAUCUUCCGAAACACUCGGUCAAGAUUCUUAAGAGAUGGCUGUACGAACACAGAUAUAAUGCAUAUCCCAGUGACAGCGAAAAACUCACAUUGAGCCAAGAAGCCAAUUUGACUGUUUUACAGGUAUGUAAUUGGUUUAUAAAUGCAAGACGUCGAAUUUUGCCAGAAAUGAUCCGUCGAGAGGGCCAUGAUCCCCUUCAAUAUACUAUUUCUCGUCGGGGUAAAAAGAUGCCCGGUGGAAGCCAUCAACAGUCAUCAGGUCUCAGUCCAAAUGCCAAUCAAGACUGGGACACUUUAAGUGACAAUGUUCCUGCAAAAAGACGACGAGAUCACGAUUAUGAAGAUCAUGUUCUUUAUCGAAGUGAAGAAGAUAGUCCAAAUGACUAUGAAAGCAGUUCUCAUAGUGAAGAAGAACGGCCAUCAACCCAAUGGCCCAGUGUUAUCGUUUAUCCGUUUUCGGAAACUAAAGUAGAACCAUCAAACGAAUUUAAUUAUGGAGAGGCAAUAAAUCACCCUGCUCGACGAGGGGAAGAAGAGACAUCCGUAAACGAAGCAGCAUAUUGGAGUGCACCUCGACAGCAUUUAACUACCCCUGGAGUAUCACAUGAGUCUGAGGUCUUUGGCACGCACAAUCGGAAUCAUAACGAUCAAACACCACCUCCAACUCCACCUGAUGAAGACAAAGAUAAGUUUAAGUGUCUUUAUCUUUUAGUUGAGGCAGCUGUAGCUGUUCGACAACAAGAAAAAGAACGUGAAAAUACUGUGUCGGUUUAAUAUUUCAAUUAAGUUGAAAAACAAAACGUAACUCAGUGAAUUUAGGUGAUCUAAGAUUGAAAAUAAUACUUAAAUGCUCACUAUUGGCUCUAUCAAGUGAUAAAUACUUUAUUCGUCUCGUUUGGAAUUAUUACUGAAAUGAAACAGUAAAAAUGAAAAAAAAAACUAUACAUUUAAAAAUAAUAAAUUUUCGGCUAGAUUCGAAAACAAUAAGAACGCACAUUUUUAUACAAAAAAGUCUAAAAAUAAAGUAUUUAAAGAAAAAUAAUAAAAAUAUCAUAAAUUGUGGAGAAAUUUCCUAACAAGCGUUUUAUUAAAUAGCAUUUCGUUGGAAAACGUUUACAAAAUAGAAUAAGUAGACAUUCAUAAGAAUUAUUUAGAUAAUACCUCUUUCUUAAAAUUAUUUGUAUUCUUCCCGGGUUUAUAUUUUUUCUAAACUUUUUAAAUGAUUCAAAAAAUAAUCAUUUAAUUAUUAAAAAAAUUACGAUUCCUAUCUUAUCUAAAUAUUUAUUCAUUCAACUAUUGAAAAAUAAUCGAUUUUAGUUUGCGACUAAUAACAAUUUGAUCAUUUCGAAUUGAUUACAAAAAAAUUUUUUGUUCGUUCAGUUUUACAAAAAAAGUUUGAAAGUGAACAUCAAUAUUAAAAAAAUUCAGUGUUUAUUAAGUUUAAGUAAUAUUCUUCUUUCAUGAUAUUAACUUUUAUUGCAAAAAAAUAUCAAGAAGAAUAAUAAUAAACCAGUGGUUAAAAAAAUAAGUGGUAAUAACUAUAAGAGUAGUAUUAGUAUUAGUAGUAGUAAUAACAGUAAGAGUAAUAGUAACAAAAUAAUAAUAAUGUAAAUGACUAUAAAAAUAGAAAUAAUUAUUUCAGAACUAGAAAUAAUCAUAACGAUAAAUCAUAGGUAGAAAUCACAAAAAUACAGUACCAAUAUUUCUUUUUUAUAAAUUAAUCAUUAUUUUUUUCCAAAAAAUAGCUAAUAAAGUCAUCAAAAAUGUGAAUCUCGUAAAAAUGAAUCGAGUGAAAUUAUGAUCGAACAUAUUCUCAAAAUAAUAAAAUUUUUUUAAGUUUCGUUUUUCGUAAUUGCGGUAGAUAAAUGGAUCAUAAGUUUUUUUUAUCAAAAUGCCCAGACGAUUGUAAUGUCCAAUUUCAUUUUGUCAUAUCACUUAUUAUUUUUUAAAAAACCAUAAUGUACAAAAUUGACAGUAAUUAUUACAAUAAAACAUUCAAUUCAAAAUCUAAUGAAUGAUUGGGAAAAAAAUAAUUCAGUCAAUGUCGACGUAGUUAAAUAGUAUUGAAGUAAACAAUGUAUUUCAUUUUUUUUUUUUCUUUGAUAUCUUAAAGUUCAUUUUCGAUGAAAACUGUUAUUAUGUAUAUUUUUUUUAUAAAAACAAAAAAAAAACAAAAAAAUUCAAAAAUGUUAUUCUUUAUUGAAAAUACAAUAUAUAUUGUGAAAAAAUUGGUACAAACACCAAAGACUUGAAUAUUAGUAGUUAAUAAAUAAUUCGUACAAAUUCGUCAGUUAACAUCAAUUUGAAAGAUAGUAAGAAUGUACAAUACAUAAUCUUUAGAUUUAAAAAUUUUGUAGAUAUUUUUUUUUUCUUUUACACAGAUGCUCACUAUUAAAGCAACGUAUUAGUUUUACAUCUAAAAUAAAUAGUAAAAAAGUUGUUAGCAACUCGAAAAAUUCGAUAAUGUACAAAUUCAAAUUAUUUCACAAUAAUAAUCAAUAUAGUUUUAGAUUCAAACUCAAUUUAGUUGUUACUCUAAUUAUAUUCUAUAAUUAGUAAUAAUAAUUAAUUAUAAUAGUUAUAAAAAACAAUAAUAAUUUCGAACAGUUAAAUUAAGAAAAUAUUUUUAUGUAAUUAUUAAUAAUAUUUCUCUAAACAUGUGCUUAUAUUGGCAGUUGUUAUUGCGCUACUAACGUUCGAUAAAUUAAUCAAAAUCAACACUAUUUAUCAGGUGCUUACUAUCACAUUUCUUCUAUAAAACAAAGAUAAAAAAGUAAUAUUUGAUUUUAAUGUUUAAGACUAGAUCGCCAAAGGAAUGGCCUCAAGCUCAGACUACAAGAAAAAUAUUCAUUCGAUUAAUUAGUACCUGAAAAUGUGUUCGUUUAAAUUUUUAUCGAUCGUUAUUCAUUAAGAAGUGACCGUUUGAAUUUUUUAUAACCACAUCAUUUAUUUGAAAAAUAAUGACUUGCACGUGUCUUCAUUUUUUAGAAGAAAAAUAUCACGUUGCUAUGAUUUUAUAAUGAGAAUUGAUAAGUCGUGACUCUAAAAAUGAUUUUGUUGAGAAAACAGUUUUUUUAAAUUAACUUUGUUUUUAGUUUAAAAAUGAAAGUAGUAAAUAUCUUGCUAAAUGUGAUGCGGAUAGUUUCAAUAUAAUAUUUAGAGUAUACUGUUGAUUAUUGGUCGAGUUUAAAUUUUCUAAUAAAAUAAAUAUUGUUAACUACUGAUAAUGAUGAAAAAAAUAGUAUGGAUAUAUUUUAAUGAUAAAAUAAAAUCUUGCAAAAAAGUGAAAGAAGAAAAAAAUUUUAAAUAAAAUUAUUGUACAGUAAAUAUUAAGUGUUUUGAACAACCAGUACUCACUGCCACAGAAGUCCGAAGUGUAUUAAAAUAUUUUUAUUUUUUUUUUUUUAAUUUAAUGUUUAUUAUAUUAAUCAAUACUAUUAUUUAUAAUUAUUAUUGAUAUUUUUGGAAUCAUUUUUUGAUUAUUAUA
Molecule: messenger RNA, 4546 nt
Organism: Chelonus insularis
Lineage: Eukaryota; Metazoa; Arthropoda; Insecta; Hymenoptera; Braconidae
Product: homeobox protein AKR-like
Exons: 5
Coding region: 745-1833 (362 amino acids)
Biological process (GO): regulation of transcription by RNA polymerase II
Molecular function (GO): RNA polymerase II cis-regulatory region sequence-specific DNA binding
Source: RefSeq, a predicted model, not a curated record